CUACGCCUGCCUCCAGAGAGACCGCGGACGAUCGUGUGAGCUUUGACCUUCAGACCGAGGCCUCUCCCUCGUUAAUCUACGUUAACGGUUUGGCAGGCAGAGCCUUCCAUGUGGCACUGUCCUGGCCACCUAAAGCCCUCGAGCGCCCCCCGGCGUCGCCGCGCGCAGCCCCACACUCCGGAAGUCAGCCGACCGCGGCCAGUUGGAGGAGGCUCGAGGGCUUCGUGAGCUAAAUAUGUCACGGCUUUUGAGGAAUUUCAGCAAGCAGCGAGGCGGUUGCCGGCUAGGAGGCUGAGGCAGGAGGAUCGCGAGUUCAAACCUAAGUUGAGCGACUUUGUUAAACUCUAUUUGAAAAAUUAGAUCACGGCUGGGAGUGUAGCACAUUUCAAAGGCUUGGUACGGAAAAAGGGGCUGAGGGGGAGAAGCCUCAGAAUCUGCAGGAGAAGUCUGAAGACCUUGACACGAGACUUGAAGAACCCACCGAAGGGAUUUCGGAGGGCUGGACGAUUUCAUCCUUUCUGCUCGCUCCCCUGCCUUAUGUUUAUACCAAGGUGUCAGUGUUAAGAGUUGCAGUAGACACCUGUGCAGUGAGCACUUACUUUGUACCAGGCCAUUGAGUUUAAAGCCGGCGGGCCUUGGUGGCAAACACCUGUGAUCUCAACACUUGGGAGACUGAGGCAGGAGGAUUGCUGCAAGUUCCAGGUCAGCCUGAACUACAAGGGUCUCAUCACGUAGUUUAGGCUGGCCUUGCACUUGCAGUGACCCUCCUGCCUCAGCCUACACAGUACUGAGACGCACUAAGCUCAGCUGUCCCUUUCUAAGUAAUACAUGGGCAAAUGCGCUCACUGGUGUGUCAUCAAGCUGCUCCCAGUUCCCGGAGCCACACCUGGGCCAGUGGUACUUCAUCGCAGGGGCAGCACCCACCAAAGAGGAGCUGGCCACCUUUGAGUCUGUGGACAACAUCAUCUUUAACAUGGCUGCAGGCUCCGCCCCAACCCAGCUCCAGCUCAGCGCCACCAUCCGCACGAAAAAUGGGUUCUGUGUACCCCGGAAAUGGAUCUACCACUUGACCAAAGGGAGCACAGAUCUCAGCACCGAAGGUCGCCCUGACAUGAGGACCGAGCUGUUCGCCAGCUCAUGCCCCCGUGGUAUCAUGCUGAAAGAGACAGGCCAGGGCUACCAGCGCUUCCUCCUCUACAAUCGUUCCCCAUACCCUCCGGAGAAGUGUGUGGAGGAAUUCCGGUCCCUGACCUCCUGCCUGGACUCCAGAGCCUUCUUACUGAUUCCCAGGAAUCAAGGUGAGGGGUUAAAGUUUCCCAGGAGACCCGGUCCCACCAGGCAUUGGGCAGGUGCCGGAUGGGAGGCUCAUGUGAUCCAACCAGAGCCAGCCCGAGUACAUGGCCCAGGUGACAUCAUCAGAGCAGCCGAGGGGACGUUGCUACUUCUUGCAGGCCACGAUGACAUCAGAGGAACCCAGCUGAAAGCCGUGAUAUCACCCAACGGGACAAGGAGGCCUGUGAGCUGCCCAGCGACCGACCUGGAACCUGAGCUGUGGCUUGAAGGAGAUACAGGGCAGCCGAGCUGCCCAGGGGAGGAAACCCAGAGCCCCCUCACAGAUAAUAAAGAUGACCUCCCAUCCUUGCCCUGCUUCCUGGUUUCAUUUCACCACUCUGCCCAGCCCCUCCACCGUCUGACCUCUGCUGGACGGCAUCAGGAAGGACACUGGUGGGACAAUGCUCACAUUGUAGUGGUGUAUUUAGGGAUUAGUGUGACACAGGUAUUUAUUGCUGGGUGAGCAAACCCCUGACCCCUCGUGGAGUCUCCAAGCUCCAUCCCCCUGCCUGUCCGGCCCUCUGAGCUGCCCUCCACGGUACUGCCCACACCAUCCCACUCAUGACCCCAGUGAGCCCCAAUCUUCCCUGCAGGCAUCCUGCUCCGUGGGUCCAGUGCAGACUCUAUCCCCCAGCCUCACACCCUGACUUCGAGCAAAGCCCCCACUCCUGCCUAGGUGGCCCAGGUUCUGGGACCCCCCACCCCCCAGGGACACCGCGGGCUCCCAGCUACUUUCUCCCUGCAGAGCUUUCGGUCCUGCUUCUCUCUGGAAAGGACCCUCUGUUCUCUAUGCUCCACCAUCACACUUUUUUUUUUUUGGCUUUUUAAAAAGAGGUGAAGGAAAAAACUAUAGGUGGAA
Cavia porcellus (domestic guinea pig) is the source of this 2191-nucleotide messenger RNA. It is a transcript of the gene Apom, whose product is annotated as apolipoprotein M. NCBI's taxonomy places the organism in Eukaryota, Metazoa, Chordata, Mammalia, Rodentia, Caviidae. The coding region runs from base 974 to 1795 and encodes 273 amino acids. The transcript has 7 exons. Gene Ontology annotation, cellular component: low-density lipoprotein particle; high-density lipoprotein particle; very-low-density lipoprotein particle. Gene Ontology annotation, molecular function: phospholipid binding; lipid carrier activity. Gene Ontology annotation, biological process: cholesterol efflux; high-density lipoprotein particle assembly; high-density lipoprotein particle remodeling. The record is from RefSeq and is a predicted model, not a curated record.